UCUUUUUCCUCUCCCCUUUCUCUUUCCUUCGCUGUUCUCCCUCUCCACUCUCCAGAGACCCAUUUCCACUCCUUUCCUCUGUUUCUCUUUCUUCUUCCCUGUUCUUACUCUCCAGAGGCCUAGCUCCACUCCUUUCCUCUGCCAAGUUCGCUCGAGAUCCCUUGCAGAAAUGACGAGGAACAAGAACUUGCUCCAAUCUCGAUGCAGGCUCCAGCCGAUUCACCGUCGCCGCUCAAGCAAAAGAGAGGACAUCGAAGAGAAUGAGCGCGAUGGUGAUGGGCCAUCUUCAACCGGGAAGAGAUAUCAAAGGGGAAAGAACAGAGUAGAUAUAGUUUCAGGAAACGAUGACGCUUCUUCUUCUUCUUCAAGAAGAGGUGGAAAGCAGAAUGCUGGAAAGUGCAUGGCAUGUGCAAUCGACUUCGAAGCACAUGAAAUUAAUACGAGGCUCAAAACAAUGGUGGAGGAUGAAGUCGAUACGGAGACUUUUCGUCCUAUGCAUGAAAGCAACCGUAUCAUGGUUCAAAGACUGGCGGCUAUUUAUCUUUUACGCUGUUAUAGUCAAGGUCCACGAAAACACAGAUAUAUAGUUGUGAAACAAACUUCAAGGAGUCGUUUGCCUACAUGUUCUGAUCGCAUUGAUAAGCUUAUGGAGAAAGCUGUCAAAAAUGUAGAUUGUAACUGCAACAAUCUCGAGUCCGACACGCCUCAAACGAAGUCUAGGAAGAUAAUCAGAAAGAGAAAUAACUCUCAUCGUGGAAUGAAAUCUUCUGGCAGCAGCUUGUUUUUGGGACCAGUCUUCAUUUCAAGUGGUUUCUUGCAGUCAACGGAGAUGAUAAAGUCAUCAUCAAGUAAUUCCGUUCAUGUUCAUCCUUGUCCUCCAAAGUUCAAGGCUUAUGAGGGAUACAUGAGCGGAUAUGGGUCCAAGCUUCUAGCUAAGAUGGGAUAUAGUGGGGGCGGCUUAGACUGUAGUUGUAUGAUUGGAAGGGGAAGAAAUUCAUUUGGUGGCAAUGCUUAUCAGAAAGGACCUCACCUGAUUGCUCAGUAUUUUUGA
This is a messenger RNA of Dioscorea cayenensis subsp. rotundata (Guinea yam), 1051 nucleotides long. RefSeq lists its product as uncharacterized. Gene Ontology annotation, molecular function: nucleic acid binding. Lineage: Eukaryota; Viridiplantae; Streptophyta; Magnoliopsida; Dioscoreales; Dioscoreaceae. The record is from RefSeq and is a predicted model, not a curated record. The transcript is spliced from 9 exons. The coding region runs from base 170 to 1051 and encodes 293 amino acids.